Macrosteles quadrilineatus (aster leafhopper) is the source of this 996-nucleotide messenger RNA. It is a transcript of the gene mRpS23, whose product is annotated as 28S ribosomal protein S23, mitochondrial. The transcript has 3 exons. Gene Ontology annotation, cellular component: ribosome; mitochondrion. Lineage: Eukaryota; Metazoa; Arthropoda; Insecta; Hemiptera; Cicadellidae. Bases 366 to 872 code for a protein of 168 amino acids. Gene Ontology annotation, biological process: translation. The record is from RefSeq and is a predicted model, not a curated record. Gene Ontology annotation, molecular function: structural constituent of ribosome.
UAAGGCCACUCCCACUCCCACUGGGCCGGCUUUGGGCCAGUGGCCAGUGCAACUGGCCUCCUCCUGAUGACUCCCGAGCGGAGCCCGUCUGCCGUUUCCGUCUGUUUGGUUUGUUUGUUUUUGAGGUUACAAAUAGUGUGAAAGAAAACGAAAACAGUUCGUCAUGAAUUCUUUUUCAAGGGCUUUUGAUACUCAGUAGUUGUGACGGCAAAUAAAAUUGAACAAUCAACGCUUUUUAAUGCAAUAAUCUUUAAUCAAAACAUAAAAUAUUAAAAUUAACAGUAGUAGACCUAGGGUCCUAGUAACCUAACUUGGGUUCUUGAUCCUCCAAUUUUUUUACUAAGCUACGUAUUUUCUUCUUUAGAAUGGCCCACAGCAGGUUAGAGAAGAUUGGAACAAUUUUUUCCAGAGUUUCCAACUUGAUCAGAACAGGAGCCAUGAACAUAAAUGAUCGUCCCCUAUGGUAUGAUGUUUACAGAAGCUUUCCCCCUUCUGUUCCUCCGAAAUUUGAUCGUCCUGUUCCAAACAUCAAAAUCAAACCAAUUUUCUACAAUGAAGAUGUAAUAAGGGCGAGGUUCCACAAAGACAUGGGAAGAAGUUUGCCUGCAACAAAUUUGAGGGAUACAAACUUUCAAACUCUAACUCAAAAACUAAUAGAACUUUGUCUCAAAAUACAAAAAGAAAAGAAUUUGGAUUUGGACGAAGCUUACCAAGAAGCUUUUCAAGUGAUUAAAACAGAAGCAAUCACUUAUGGGCCAACUGAAACACAGAGCUCAGAUAUUGCCUCUUCUUUUAAAGCUGCAUUGGAUAAAAAAGCCACAAGUGAACAACCUUUGAGAAUUCAAGUGAAAGACAUUCUGCAGGAUAAAUAGUGUUCAUUUGUGUUAUUGUUGUUUUGUAAAUAAUUAUUACUGUAGAUCCAUUCUGUUUGAUAAUUUUCCUGUAAUUUAGCAAAUUUGAAAUUCUCGUUGAAAUAAACUAUUAUUGAAUCUGGAA